Messenger RNA from Pediculus humanus corporis (human body louse), 1452 nucleotides. Its product is annotated as glycerate kinase, putative. The record is from RefSeq and is a predicted model, not a curated record. Bases 1 to 1452 code for a protein of 483 amino acids. The transcript has 2 exons. NCBI's taxonomy places the organism in Eukaryota, Metazoa, Arthropoda, Insecta, Psocodea, Pediculidae. Gene Ontology annotation, molecular function: glycerate kinase activity. Gene Ontology annotation, cellular component: cytoplasm. Gene Ontology annotation, biological process: protein phosphorylation.
AUGCCUGUUAAUCCAAAAAAACUAAUUAAAGAAAAUUUAUGUUUGAUUGGAAACGAUCUUUUAGUUUGUAAUAAAGUUUACCAUUUGAACGAUGGUAAACUUUAUUUGAUUGGUUUUGGAAAAGCUGUUUUAUUUAUGGCAUCUCAAGUGGAAAAAAUUUUGGGCAAUCGAUUAUCAAACGGAGUCAUUUGUGUUCCUGUAAACAGUCAGGAUACUGAGGAACCCACAUUAAAAGAAAAUUCCGUGAUAGAAGUGUAUGAGGGAGCUUAUAAUAAUUUACCCGAUGAAAAAGCAUUAAGAGGAACAGAGGCAAUAAUAAAUUUGGUAAAAUCAUUGAAUAAAGAGACAGAUAGUUUACUCAUUUUAAUAUCUGGAGGAGGCUCAGCUUUGUUCACAAAACCCAAGGAUGGUGUUACAAUAAAAAAUAAAUUACAAAUCAUAAAUAAAUUAUCAUCGAGUGGAGCUAACAUAACAGAGCUAAAUACUGUUAGAAAAAAAUUAUCCACAGUUAAAGGAGGUAAUUUAGCUUUGUUAACUUAUCCAGCAAAAACGAUAGCAUUGAUUUUAUCUGAUGUUCUUCACGAUUCUCUUGAUAUUGUAGCCAGUGGUCCCACUUUUCCAAAUUUAGAUUUCGAAUAUGCAGCAUAUGAAAUAUUAAAAAAAUAUUAUUUAUUAGAUACAAUUCCAGAGAGAAUAGUGAAUAUUAUAAAAGAGCCAAAUUCAAAAAUACCUUUUUCAUUAAUAGAUAAUAAUAAAUUUCCUCAUGUUGAUAACUAUCUGAUAGGCAAUAAUAAAAAAGCCUUGACUAGUGCAAAAGCAUAUUCAGAUAACCAAGGAUUAAAAUCUACAAUUUUAUCAUCUGAAUUAAUAGGAAAUGUGCAAUGUAUUGCCGAUAUCUAUCAAGAAUUAAUUAUAUCAAUUAUUGACAUAAUUCAAUGUGCAAAUAAUGAAUCAUUUUUAAAAAUAGAAAAAUUUUCAAAAAAUGUUUCUUUUGCUCUCAAUGAGAAUUUUUUAAACGAGAUAAAACAAUUGAUAACGAAUGAUUUGCCUCUGUUGAAAAAUGUUUGCAUAAUGGCAGGAGGGGAAACGACAGUUUUUAAAAAAGGAAAAGGAAAAGGUGGCAGAAAUCAAGAGCUAGCUUUAAUUAUGUCGCUUAAAAUACACCAAGUCAAAUUAAAAUAUCAUGAGUUUUUCAAAAAUUAUGAUGUCCAAUUUCUCAGCGCAGGCACAGAUGGCAUCGAUGGACCGACAAAUGCGGCUGGAGCAAUAAUAAAUGCAGAUGUAAUCGAUGAAGCUGAAAAGAGUAACUUGUGCGUUAUGGAAUACUUAGAAAACAAUGAUAGUCAUAAUUUUUUUUUGAAAUUAAAAAAUGGUUCCAAUUUAAUUUUCACAGGACACACAGGUACAAAUGUGUCAGAUAUUCAUAUACUUUCAUUUAGUUUAAACUCAUAA